GCGGCGCGCGGAGGGCUCCGGGCGCGCCUCCAUUUAAAGGGGCCGCCGCCGCCGCGCGCUCCUCGGGGGCUCCGGCAGCGCCUGCGGCGGGGACGGGCGCGGCGGGGCGAGCGCUGUGGCGGAGUCGGGGCGCCGGCAGUUGUCAGGCAUUUCUGAAUGGAUUCCAGUGAAUUUCCUGGCUCUCUGGGGCCUCUGUCUCUGCGCAACAAGCCACUGAUUGGGGAUCUCCCUGCAGAACUGGAGUUUGGAGAGAAUCUGCUGGCCUCCCAGACAGCCUCCAUUCCACAAGCAUCGACUCUCCAGUCCCAAGAGAUGGAGUGGGAGGUGCCUAAGCAAGCAACUUCGGAUGGCAGCUUGGACCUCGGUGUGGUGAAAACAGGCGACCUGUCCAGCCUAAGCAACUCAGACAGUUUGGCCCUUGGUAAGUCCAGCACUUUGGAUAUUCUGGAGAAGCCUGGCCUUUUGGAUCGCUUGAGCAAAGGAGAUGACCAGGAGGUGCUAGAUAAGUCGGAGGACCUUGAUGGCUUAUACAAGGCACAUGGAUCUGUGGACCCAGAGAAUGGGACCGAAGACCCUUCUGUGCCGGCAACCGAAGCCCUGGUGACUGAAGCUUUGAAAGAAGAAGGGGUGUCCACAGCAGGCAUGGAGGGCCUCGAGGAGAACCCAGCAAGGCACGCAGGCUGUCCUCCAAACAGCUCCGCUGAGGACUCCCCUGAGGUGGUGGAGGUGAGCAGCCUGCCGCCUCCACAAGAAGCAGCAGCCUCACCCGGCAGCUCCCCGGCAAGCCCACGGCUGGCUAAGAGACCCCGGUUGAAGUCUCCCAGAAAGAGCUCCCUGGGGCCGAAGGAGGAAGUUUUGACCUCCACGGAGGAUGGAAAGGAGCCCCCUCCAAACAGCGCUCCUGAGUCUGCGCCGCCUCUGCCCGAGGUAGCAGAGGGAGGCCUAACUGCAGCCAAGAAGGAAAGUGGCCCCAAAGAAGCUGCAAAAGCCCGAGAAACAGAGCCCCCGCCCUCCCUUGCAGGGGAAGGUGCUGGUGCGAAGGGGACCGAGGAGCCACCUGUUGAAAGGGAGCAGAAGAGGAGCGAGCGAGCCAGGAGAGCAGAGGUAUCUCGGCCAGAAACAGUCAACUCUUCUGAGAGCAUCCCUGUCUCUGAUGAGGACUCGGAUGCCAUGGUAGACGACCCGAACGACGAGGACUUUGUCCCCUUCCGCACCCGGCGCACCACCCGCAUGUCUCUGCGCAACCAGAUGGCCCAGCGGGCUGCCCGCUCCACCGUCACCAAGAUGACCUGUGCCAACUGCCGCACGCCGCUGCAGAAGGGCCAGACAGCCUACCAGCGCAAGGGGCUCCCCCAGCUCUUCUGCUCCAGCUCCUGCCUCACCACCUUCUCCAAGCGCCCCCUCAGCAGGAAGAGUUGUACCUUCUGCAAAAAGGAGGUUUGGAACGCCAAGGACUCGGUCGUGGCCCAGAUCGGCUCGGGCAGCUCUUUUCAUGAGUUCUGCACCUCCGUCUGCCUCUCGCUGUAUGAAGCGCAGCAGCAGCGGCCAGCCCCACCGGCAGCCGAAACCUCAGACCCCGCCCGGUGCAGCGUGUGCUACAAGACGGGGGAGAUCCAGCACGAGGUGAGUAACGGCAGCGUGGUGCACCGCAUCUGCAGCGACGCCUGCUUCACUAAGUUCCGGGCCACCAAAGGGCUAAAGACCAACUGCUGCGACAGCUGCGGCCUUUACCUGUACAACAAGGGGCUGCCCUUGGAGUACCUCCUUCACGAGGGGCAGCAGAAGCGCUUCUGCAACGCCACCUGCCUCAGCAACUACAAGAAGAAGAACACCCGGGUCUACCCGUGCAUAUGGUGCAAGACGCUCUGCAAGAACUUCGACAUGCUGUCCCACAAAGACCGGAAUGGCAAGAUGGGUCUCUUCUGCUCUGUCUGCUGCACCACUUCGUAUAAAGUCAAGCAGGCAGGACUGACAGGACCUGUCCGGCCCUGCAGUUUUUGCCGGAAGAGCCUGUCUGAGCCCUGCUAUUACAACAAGAAUAAGCAGGUGGUGUACCAGUUCUGCAGCCCCAGCUGCUGGACCAAAUUCCAGCGCUCCAGCCCGGAAGGUGGAAUCCACUUGACCUGCCAUUCCUGCCACAACCUCUUCACUGGGAAGCCCGAGAUCCUGGAUUGGCAGGACAAGGUCUUCCAGUUCUGCUGCCGGGACUGCUGCGAGGACUUCAAGCGGCUGCGCGGGGUGGUGUCCCAGUGUGAGCACUGCAAGCAGGAGAAGCUGCUGCAUGAGAAGAUCCGCUUCUCGGGCGUGGAGAAGAAUUUUUGCAGCGAAGGGUGUGUGCUUCUUUACAAACAGGAUUUCACCAAGAACCUGGGCCUCUGCUGCAUCACCUGCACGUACUGCUCCCAGACCUGCCAGCGAGCUGUCACCGAGCAGCUGGAGGGCAGCACCUGGGACUUUUGCAGUGACGACUGCAAAAGCAAAUACCUGCUCUGGUACUACAAGGCAGCUCGGUGCCACGCUUGCAAGCGGCAGGGGAAGCUGUUGGAAACGAUUCACUGGCGAGGUCAAAUCAAGCAUUUCUGCAACCAGCAGUGUCUGUUGAGGUUUUACAACCAGCAGAAUCAGCCCAACCUGGACACCCAGAAAGGGCCCGAGAGUCUGCUGAACAGUCAGACCCCAGAGCCAAAGCUGCCCUCUGCCACUGCUCAGAAAGCAGAGCCCAGUGUGGGGACUGCCAAGACCACCACCCCCUCCCCGGCACCGGCGCCCCCCCCGCCUCCUCAGCCAGUCACCCCCCGGAAGAACAAGGCUGCCAUGUGCAAGCCACUCAUGCAGAACCGAGGGGUUUCAUGCAAGAUAGAGACGAAGUCCAGGGGGUGCCAGACAGAGGAUGACUGGAAGCCUCAGGUGAUUGUGCUGCCGAUCCCAGUGCCAGUCUUCGUGCCUGUGCCCAUGAACAUGUACUGCCAGAAAGUCCCGGUGCCUUUCUCCAUGCCGGUCCCAGUUCCUGUGCCAAUGUUUCUGCCCACCACCCUGGAGAGUACGGAGAAAAUUGUGGAAACCAUUGAGGAGCUGAAGGUGAAAAUCCCUUCCAACCCGCUGGAAGCAGACAUCCUGGCCAUGGCGGAGAUGAUUGCGGAGGCCGAAGAGUUGGACAAGGCCUCCUCUGACCUGUGCGACCUGGUGAGUAACCAGAGUGCAGAAGGCCUCCUGGAGGACUGCGACCUCUUUGGGCCAGCCAGAGAUGAUGUGCUGGCCAUGGCAGUCAAGAUGGCAAAUGUCCUGGAUGAGCCGGGUCAGGAUUUGGAGGCUGACUUCCCUAAAAACCCCUUGGACAUCAAUCCCAGUGUGGACUUCCUCUUCGACUGCGGCCUGGUGGGCCCCGAUGAUGUUUCUGCCGAUCAAGACUUGCCCCGCUCAGUUCGCAAGGGCCAAAAGCGCCUGGUGCUCUCGGAGAGCUGCUCGCGGGACUCGAUGACCAGCCAGCCCAGCUGCACAGCCCUCAACUACUCCUACGGGGUGAACGCCUGGAAGAGCUGGGUGCAGGCCAAGUACGCAGGGGGUGAAACCAGCAAGGGUGACGAGCUGCGCUUUGGCCCCAAGCCCAUGCGGAUCAAGGAAGACAUCCUGGCCUGCACAGCUGCUGAGCUCAACUACGGCCUGGCCCAGUUCGUCAAGGAGAUCACCCGGCCCAACGGGGAGCGCUAUGAGCCGGACAGCAUCUACUACCUGUGCCUGGGAAUACAGCAGUACCUGUUGGAGAACAACCGCAUGGUCAACAUCUUCACGGACCUCUAUUAUCUGACGUUUGUGCAAGAACUCAACAAGAUGCUGAGCGGCUGGCAGCCCACAGUCCUGCCCAACAGUGCUGUUUUCUCCCGCGUGGAAGAGGAGCAUCUCUGGGAGUGCAAGCAGCUGGGCGUCUAUUCCCCCUUCGUGCUCCUCAACACCCUGAUGUUCUUCAACACCAAGUUCUUUGGGCUUCAGACAGCCGAGGAGCACAUGCAGCUCUCUUUCACCAACGUGGUGCGGCAGUCCCGCAAAUGCGCCACGCCACGGGGUUCCGCCAAGGUCGUAAGCAUCCGCUACUAUGCCCCCGCGCGGCACCGGAAGGGGCGAGAGAGCAGCCUUGGCAAGCGGAGGCGGGAGGAGGAGACGCCGGUCUUGGAGCAGCGAGAGAACCGCAUGAACCCCUUGCGCUGCCCCGUCAAGUUCUACGAGUUCUAUCUCUCCAAAUGCCCUGAGAGCCUCCGCAGCCGCAACGAUGUCUUCUACUUGCAGCCUGAGCGCUCCUGCAUCGCGGAGUCCCCUCUCUGGUACUCGGUCAUCCCCAUGGACAAAAGCAUGCUUGAAAGCAUGCUGAACCGCAUCCUGGCCGUCCGCGAGAUCUACGAGGAGCACAGCCGCGGGGGCAGCAGCGGCCUGGAUGACGACAUGGACUGACCCAGGCCGCUGCCGCCGUGGGAGAAGGUGUGCUCCAGUGCUGCUGCCCCCCCGGCUGCGGGGACCAGAGGGUGGCUCGCCCAGCAGUCCUUCCCUUUCCAGGCGGAUGGGCACCGAGGACUUUGCCUUUGCCUCUUCCGUCCUGGCAAAUGGUCUCCUGGUGCCUCUGUCCUCCCCACGCUUCUUGGGGGCCCCUGCUUGGCUGGCCUCAUCUCCUGGCCCCUCGCUCCAGGCUGGCAGGGAAGGGUGUUGCAGGCUGCUGCUUGACUCGGGAGGGGGCCUUCCCUGGGGGGGCGAAGGUUGGUCCGAGAGCCCUGGGGCUCGGCCUGGUUCCGGUUGUGGGAAGGGGGCGGCUGGCUCUGAGGGGCCCGUUCCCUCGCGUGGGGUGUUGCUGGCCCCCUCCCCAUAGAGGGCAGCCCACACCUUCCGCUGGCGUCUGGCCCUGGCCUGCUCCUCUUCCGGGGGCAGAGGCUGCCAAGCACCGGAUAACCCUUCCCCGUCUGUGUGUGUGGCAUUGAACUCUGAGCUAUGGCUGGUAAUGGUGGUACCGUUUGUGGAGCCUGUAUAUAUAUUGUUCUGGCCCAGCCCCCGCAGUGUCCUCGUCACCAGUGAGCCAGUCGCGGGCCUCGUUGUCGCGUCGUGAUAUACUGGGCGUUAGGGCCGCUCCCUGCCCUUCCUGCGUCUCUCUGGAAACCAUUCAUUUCAAAUAAAGGCACAAAACCUC
Molecule: messenger RNA, 5167 nt
Organism: Candoia aspera
Lineage: Eukaryota; Metazoa; Chordata; Lepidosauria; Squamata; Candoiidae
Gene: ZMYM3
Product: zinc finger MYM-type containing 3
Exons: 25
Coding region: 157-4443 (1428 amino acids)
Molecular function (GO): zinc ion binding
Source: RefSeq, a predicted model, not a curated record